This is a messenger RNA of Oncorhynchus keta (chum salmon), 3942 nucleotides long. RefSeq names its product V-set and transmembrane domain-containing protein 4-like. The record is from RefSeq and is a predicted model, not a curated record. NCBI's taxonomy places the organism in Eukaryota, Metazoa, Chordata, Actinopteri, Salmoniformes, Salmonidae. The transcript is spliced from 8 exons. The coding region runs from base 349 to 1437 and encodes 362 amino acids.
UGUUCCAAAACACCACUCAGGAAACGACAUUUCCCUACAUUUAACAGGGGAAAGAGAGAGAGAGAGAGAGCGAGAAUGAGAAAGAAAGAACUGAGGGGAGUUUCUAAGUGAGAACAGAGCAUGUACUGUUUCUUAUUACACACAGUGAUUUUGGAAAUGGAGAAAGAAAAUGAGAGAGAAGAGACAAAAAUAGAGAAAAGUAGAGUAGGCUAGAUGGUGGCCUGGGCUCUGGAGGAUGGUGUAACUACUGGAGAGUUGUUACGUGGCUGUGUCUAGAUGUAUAGCUACAUCUUGUUGUAUUGCAUAGUUUAUUGUAUAGUGCGUUUAUGGAUUGGUUGACUGUGGAAAAUGAACUUCUCCUCUGUAAUGUACGUUCUCUUGACUAGAGCUCUCAUAGCAGGUGUGUGUGAGGCCCUGAAUGUGACCGUGAUCCCUGGGCCAGUUGUCAUGGUUAGUGAGGGUGAGAACCUGAACCUGUCCUGCCUCGUCUCCCAGAAGAAGAGGAGCAACAGCUUCCUCGUCCUCCGAUGGCUCUUCUCUCCUCCUCCUCCCUCUUUCCCUCCUCUCCCUCCAUCGCCAUCCCCUCCUCUUCCUGAACAGCUGAUUGUGAAGUUGACCAUGAAGAAGAUACAGAUAUAUGGGAACUACAGUUGCCGGUUCUCCCAGCCCAAGUUCCAUCUGUAUGAGGAGAGAGAGGGAAGUACAGAGGGAGAGGUGUAUGGACUGCUGGUUCUGAAUGUGACUCGAAGGGACCGAGGGUUCUACACCUGUAGGGUCCAGGAGAUACGCAGACACAGAAACAGCUGGAAGGCUUCGUCUAAUGGCACCUCUGCAGCCCAGCUCACUGUAUACAUCCCACUGGACAGGAGCGAUGAGGGAGUGUGGCGUCUAUUUGGAGAUGUGUACCUGUGUGCAGUGCUCCUCUGCUCCUUGGGACUGCUCUCCAUCUUCCUGUUCACGCUGGUCCUCACCUGCCAGUACCUGCACACACGUCAUACACUCAAAAAAGCCAGUUAUUACCUGGUCAAGUGUCCAGAGAGCUGCUCUGGAGAGACGGUGACCAGUUCAGUGAGCUCCUCCAGGCUGUCUCCUGGAAACCACAGGAAGGAGAAGAGGCACAAAGCAUGCAGGAGAGACACACCCAGAGAACCAGAGACACCGCCACACAGAGUAGAUAAAGUGCCUGUAGCUAGAGAGAGACAGAGUCCCAGGAAGCCUCUACGUUUAAAGAGCCAGCCCAGGAGGCCGGUUAGGUCGAGCGUCUAUGAGGAGGACAGCCUGACGUAUGCAGAGUUGGAGCUAGUACGACCCAGGCCUGAAACGCCCUCCUGCUCCACCUCUCCGUCUUCUCUCUCCAUCCCCGAGCCUCUAGCCUCCAGCCCUUCCAGCUCUGACACUGUCUACGCCCAGAUCCUAUUCCGGGAGAAACCGCUGUAGAUGUCUUAUUUAACCAGGAAAGAACUUUGAGUUUGAAAACAUAUUUUUGUGUAGGCGACCUGGCAAGAUACAGUACAUAGACUCAUCGUAUCUUUGGCACUGCCUUUUGGCCAUUGAUGUGCGCCGAUAGACUGUGUUAGCCUGCUGAGCCAAAGUUUUGGCACAAGCUACAAACCUUCAAGGUUUCAGACAGAGUUCAUUGAAAGGAAAUUAAACAAACCCAUUAUUAUUUCAAAGCACUCAACGAGAUAAACGAGAAAAACCUGCUUCACACCUUGACUCUAUUGAUGAAAUAUCUAUGUGGUUUUGUGUGUUGUUUAGUGUGCUAAUAUCUAUGUGGUUUUGUCUAGGUGCCAGAUUAUCUGUGUUAGAGAUGUGUGUAAAAUAAUUGGAUAUCAUUUCUGCAUUCAACAAUGCUAGAAAUUGUAUAUGCUAGCUACUGUAUAUCAUUACCUUGCAAACAUAUUGGCAAAACAUCACGUUGGCUCAGGCAGAAAGCAUUGGAACUUUAAUGUUGAAAUGUGUAAAUAGGCUACUAUUGUAUGUCAUGAUUGUGGAGAUGUUUCAUAUAUAAAUUGCUGUAUACAUAAUUUUAGAACUGAAUUUAACCUGACAUAUGAUAUGGUCCUUCUUUUCAUAUUAGUUUCCCAUUUCAAUAAACUAUUUGAGUUCGUAAACAACUGUCCAUGGCCUUAAGACCCUAUUGAGCAUAUAGACCCACAUCAGGUAAUCAGGAAAAUAUAUGGCAGAAAAUCUAAGGCUAACACUAGAAAUAGCUUAUAGACACAGAGAUCUCACGGGACAGAAAGACAGACAUCUCACUAAAGCACAGCAGCACUCCUCAUUUUCAGUCUAUGUUCUAGAUUUUCAACAACACACCCCAGUCAUAAACACCACAGACAUAAACAAAUGUGACUCAUCCCGGAGGUAGGAGGUUCCAUGCUCUACUGCCCACCAGGGGUGAAGGAGGAGGCCAUUUUGUGAAGGUCAGAUUGUGAAGGAUGGAUGGAGUGAUGGGAUGGAUGGAGAGAAUGAGAGAGAGAAAGGGGGGCAGAGAGCGAGAAUAGAGAUAUGAAGGAGGAGGAGGUGGAGUCAGUGACUGGGAUGAACCCUCUAAUGGGAACAUUUAUUCAAAUUAAACAAAUUGUAAUCACGCUUAAUAAUUAGCUUUACAGUGCACUAUAAUUGGGUUAAACUACAAGAUGGUUCUGCCUAGGUGCUAUAAUUUAUUUGAUUUAAUUAUUCUGAGGAACCCAACGGUGUGGCGUUUAAUAUCAUAAAGCCAGUGGAGGAGAGAGAACGGCCGUGGACUGUUGUCUCUGAGAAGGUCAUAGCUGGCUCUAUGGGAGAGUUAUGGGACUAUUUUCCAGUCUAUUAAGCCACUCCACUUAGCACAAUUAGCAUCACGCUCAAAGGUUAAAGACAGAGCCCAGCAAACCAAAAUGAGUUCUGUAAAAGUUCCCAGAACAUUCGCUAGGUUGAGGCAAAUGUUCUCAUAACAAUAGUGUUUGUAUAAAACAUUCACCUGACGUGUAAGAACUUUCCCAAUACAAAAUUUAGUCUGCUCUUUAAAAGGUUCCCAGAAUGUUUCAUUGGGUUGUGGGAACAGUCUGGUGGGAACAUUGUGGUGACAUCACAAAAUAUAUUUUCGCCAAAACACCAAAACUGUUCAGUUGUGUGGAUGAUUAUACAAUGAUUCUUUUAGGGUGCAAAAAACAUUUACCUGAUGUGACAAGAAUGCUCCCAGAAUAUUGUUCUUAUGGUCUUUAAUUGCAAGAACUUUCCCAGAACACAUUUUUUUAUGUUCUUUCAAAUUUCCUAAAACAUUUAUUUAGGUUUUGGGAACAUUGUGGGGAUAUGCCAAGAUAUUUGUUCCUAUAACACUAAAACUGUCCAGUUGUGCUGACAGUCAGACAUUUGUUUCAUGGUGCACAAAAAAUUCCUUUGAGGUUGCAAGAAUGUUAACAGAACAGCUGUUCUGAGUACUUCAACGUUUCCCAGAAUAUUUAAUUAGGAUGUGGGAACAGUGGGUACAUUACACUACAUAGGUUCCGAAAAUCUGUCCAGUUGUGAUGACAUGCUUACAAUGUUCGUAUCAGGGAGCACAAAACAUUCCCUCAAUGUUUAUAGAAUGUUUCCAGAAUGAUUCAAAUCUAGUUGUCCCCAGUCAAUGUGUUCAUGUUCAUAUGUUAUCUUACUGUUAAGGAAGUUAGUUGUACAACAAUCUAUGCACAAACACAAAUGGCAAUUAUUUGGAAUCACAUGACAAUUUAUCUGAAAUGUUAUUGUACAAACAUAGUUUUAACAUAUUUUGUUGACUGACCCCAGUAGCAUUGGAGUGUUAUCACUGGAAUCAAUCCACUAAGCCACUGGGACUAACACAAAUAUAAAGCUGCUUACACCUUUACUCUGACCUCCAGGUUGUGGUCUUUGUCUUUGCAAAAGUGAAGAUGACUAAAUGUAGAAAAAUAAGUAUUGUCUAUUAUUUGCUACUCUACUAGUGGU